Molecule: messenger RNA, 2082 nt
Organism: Panonychus citri (citrus red mite)
Lineage: Eukaryota; Metazoa; Arthropoda; Arachnida; Trombidiformes; Tetranychidae
Product: nuclear valosin-containing protein-like
Biological process (GO): ribosome biogenesis
Cellular component (GO): nucleus
Molecular function (GO): ATP hydrolysis activity; ATP binding; preribosome binding
Source: RefSeq, a predicted model, not a curated record
AUUGCUAGUGCAAAGAAGAAAAGGAAAAGAGCAAGUGUCACUCCUUCUAAAGCUUCAUUAGGAACUGCCAGUGAUUCUGAUGGUGCAAUUGGUGAUCAUCCGGAUACAAAUGCUAUAAACCGAACACUAAGUAACCUUUAUAUGACCGGAAAAGGUUUUAAUACACCACAAAAAGAUAUUUCGAUGAAAGAAGAGAAGGAGGAAUCGGAGGCGAAUAAGGAAAUAGAAAAGGCUUUGAAGAAAAAAGCUCGGAUCAAAGAGCGAUACAUUUACUCUCCAACGUCUACGUUUGAAGAUCUUGGUGGCCUGGAUCAUAUUAGUGACCUGAAACGAUAUCUCGAUCCCGAACAGAAAAAUCUUUUGGAACUUGGUUUCAGUGGAUGUAAACGUAUUUUGAUCUCAGGUGUUUCUGGAGUUGGAAAAAGUAAACUAGUGGAAGGAAUUGUUAACCAUUGCGAGUUGCCUUCACUCAAGUGUACAUUUGGUCGGUUGUUUUCUGGAAAUCCAUCUGAAGUUGAAUCUUCUUGUAGAAAUUUGUUCAAUUUCGCUCGAAGUAUUCAUCCAUGUAUAUUGGUCAUGGAUCGACUUGAUCGUAUUGUCGGCAAACGUGUAGAAUCAAGAACUGACAAUGACCGUGAAAUUAUGACUGACACUUUGAUUGAGUCAAUUGAAGAAUUGAAUAAGGAAAAUGCUGAUAUCACAAUCAUUGGUAUCACGAACUCUGUUGAUAAUUUAGAUUAUGGAUUCAUGAGCGCUGCUCGAUUCACCAAAAAGAUUCACAUCGAUGUUCCUGAUGAGAAAACGAGAGAAUCAAUAUUAAGAGUGUUUUGCAAGAACAUCAAAAUCUCAGAUGAUGUUAAAUUUGAUGAACUUGGAGCCAAGACCCCGGGGUAUGUUGGUUCCGAUCUUCGGGAUCUCGUCGAUGAAGCAGGAAUCAUGGCAGAUGAAAGGAUAAGUGCUGGGAAGGAUCCAAAGACAGAUUCCAAUGGCGAAGAGACCAAGAUGGAGAUCGAACUUGGUUCUAAAAUCAGUAUAAUUCGUGAUGAUUUUUGUAAAGCUCUGAGAAGAAUCAAACCUUCAUUGAAAAGAGAUGGUUUCGCUUCCAUUCCCACUGUGACCUGGUCAGAUAUUGGAGCUUGUGAUCAUAUAAGAAAAAAGUUAAUGGCAACGAUCCUAUUGCCAGUCAAGUGUCCGACAUUCAUGGAGAAAACUCUUCGAGGUAAAACAUCCUGUGGAAUCUUACUCCAUGGACCACCGGGUUGUGGGAAAACGUCGAUUGCCAAAGCGAUCGCGAACGAAGGUGACAUCGCAUUCAUUUCAGUUAAAGGGCCAGAAGUUCUUAACAUGUAUGUUGGAGAAUCAGAGAGACGGAUUCGUGAUAUUUUCGAAAAAGCAGCAAAAGCCAAACCAUGUGUGAUAUUUUUCGAUGAAAUUGAUGCUCUGUGUACAGAAAGAGCAGCUUCAGAGAGAUCCAAUGUUACUCAAAGUGUCUUAAGUCAAAUACUAACAGAAAUGGAUGGUUUUGAUAAUCAAUCGUGUUUAGUUUUAGCGGCAACAAAUCGACUUGAUGUCUUAGACUCUGCGAUUCUCAGACCUGGAAGAUUCGACAAUCAUAUUUUCGUAGGUAUUCCCGAUGCCUCAGCUCGAUUCGAUAUUCUCAAAGCCAUUACCAGGAAUAAUAAACCACCUCUUUCACCAGAAGUUUGUUUAAAAUCUCUUGCUGAUGAUAAUCGAUUAAGGAAUUUCACUGGAGCGGAUUUAAGAGGAUUAAUUGAAAGAGCUCAUACAAUCGCCUGUAUCGAAAUGUACGAUCAAUUAGGAACUCUCGAUGAGAACGCAUUUGCAAUUAAAAGUGAACACAUAGAAUCUGCUUUGAGUGAACGAGGAGCCUCCAUCUCAGACGAAAUGCUAGAAUUUUAUCUAAAAUCAGCUAAGAAAUUUGGAUUAUCUUGAUUUGUAAUUUAAAUAAUCUGACUAAAAAUCUUAUGGUACAAAUGAUCUUUACCAUGAUUGUUAAUUUUUACAUAUUUUCAAUGUUAUUUUGAAAGAAUAAACAAAAUCAUGAUUUAUUCAAUUAUCAAA